AUGCCUCUGACGUACCUUGCUAGGCGAAUCACAGGUGCCAUCUCAUCCCUCUUCCAAACAACCCUUCGAGAACCGUCCCUCCGGUUCCUGGUGAGUCUUUCUCUGCAGCUGCGGACAGACCUCCUCCUCUCAGCCAACGGCCCCACGCAAGGCAGCUUCUCGCAGGGAGGCCGGGAGGGCCGAGGUCCUAAUGGGUUUCCGAGGCUAAUGGCCCAGGCCGGGUCCCGGGAGGUUCCCGGCCUCCAAAUUACCCCUGCCCUCCCCGCGGGGCGGGUGUCUGAGAGUCCGCGGUGGCCGUCCCGUCUGCCCGUGGGGCCCACGGCCAUGGCAGCCCCGGGUGUAUCCAGGCAGCACACAGCUGCUGAAGGCCUUGGCCGCAACCAGAAAGCUGUCAAGUACCGGGGCCAGGACUUCGAGACCCUGAGGCGGCAGUGCCUGGACUCCGGGAUCCUAUUUAAGGACCCCGAGUUCCCAGUGUGUCCCUCAGCUUUGGGCUUCAAGGCUCUCGGGCCACGCUCCCCCGAAACUCAAGGCAUCGUCUGGAAGCGGCCCACGGAAUUGUGCCCCAGCCCCCAGUUUAUCCUCGGCGGAGCCACACGCACUGACAUUCGGCAGGGCGGUCUGGGUGACUGCUGGCUCCUGGCGGCCAUCGCCUCCCUGACCCUGAACGAAGAGCUGCUUUACCGGGUGGUCCCCCGGGACCAGAGCUUCCAGAAGGACUACGCGGGCAUCUUCCACUUUCAGUUCUGGCAGUGCGGACGGUGGGUGGAGGUGGUCGUGGACGACAGGCUGCCCACCAGGGACGGGCGGCUGCUCUUCCUGCGCUCCGAGGAGGGCAGCGAGUUCUGGAGUGCGCUGCUGGAGAAGGCCUGCGCCAAGCUCAACGGCUCCUAUGAGGCUCUGGCCGGAGGGUCCACGGUGGAGGGGUUUGAGGACUUCACGGGGGGCAUCUCCCAGUUUUACGACCUGAAGAAGCCGCCAGCCGGCCUGUACCAGAUCGUGCGCAAGGCCCUGCGGGCGGGGUCGCUGCUGGGCUGCUCCAUCGACGUCUCCGGUGCGGCUGAAGCAGAAGCCAUCACCAGCGAGAACCUGGUUAAGGGCCACGCGUACUCGGUCACGGGAGUGGAAGAGGUGGAUCUCCGCGGCCGCCCGGAGAAGCUGAUCCGACUCAGGAACCCCUGGGGUGAAGUGGAGUGGUCGGGAGCCUGGAGUGACAAUGCCCCGGAGUGGAAUGACAUAGACCCCAGGAAGAAGGAGGAGCUGGACGAGCAAGCCGAGGACGGAGAGUUCUGGAUGUCGUUUUCGGAUUUCUUAAAGCAGUUCUCUCGGCUGGAGAUCUGCAACCUGUCCCCGGACUCUCUGAGCAGCGAGGAGGUGCGCAAGUGGAACCUGGUCCUGUUCAACGGCCGCUGGACCCGGGGCUCCACCGCCGGCGGCUGCCAGAACCACCCAGCCACUUACUGGACCAACCCCCAGUUCAAGCUCCAUUUGGACGAGGCGGAUGAAGACCAGGAGGACGGCGGCAGCGGUGAGCCCUGCUGCCCGGUGCUGCUGGGCCUCAUGCAGAAGAAUCGCGGGCGGCAGAAGAGGAUGGGCCAGGGCACGCUUAGCAUCGGCUACGCCGUCUACCAGGUACCGUGGGCUGGGUUCAUCCUUUACUGUGUGCUUCAUGUCUUUGGGCUGAAUACCCUGGCCAGUAAUCAGAGUGGAUCUUCCCUAUUGCUGGAUUAUUGCUGCUCAAGCGUUGUCCUUGCUCCCCCAAAUACCUCUCCCAAUGGCCGUCCUGAGGCCUGA
Lemur catta (Ring-tailed lemur) is the source of this 1794-nucleotide messenger RNA. RefSeq names its product calpain 8 (gene CAPN8). Gene Ontology annotation, biological process: proteolysis. The transcript has 12 exons. Gene Ontology annotation, molecular function: calcium-dependent cysteine-type endopeptidase activity. Bases 1 to 1794 code for a protein of 597 amino acids. The record is from RefSeq and is a predicted model, not a curated record. Lineage: Eukaryota; Metazoa; Chordata; Mammalia; Primates; Lemuridae. Gene Ontology annotation, cellular component: cytoplasm.